Messenger RNA from Andrographis paniculata, 3877 nucleotides. RefSeq lists its product as uncharacterized. The transcript has 7 exons. Gene Ontology annotation, cellular component: endoplasmic reticulum. The record is from RefSeq and is a predicted model, not a curated record. Bases 330 to 2669 code for a protein of 779 amino acids. Gene Ontology annotation, molecular function: lipid binding. NCBI's taxonomy places the organism in Eukaryota, Viridiplantae, Streptophyta, Magnoliopsida, Lamiales, Acanthaceae.
UCGUCAUAGUCACGGCAGCAGGCAGGAUCACACCGUCCUCGGUCACCGCUGGUUUCCUCAAGAUUUUGAACUUCUCCCGUCCUCUGGUUUCAUUUGUCAUCGAUUCGAGUAGCAAAAUUUAUGUAUUGAUAUACCAAGAUUUAUAUGCUUCCUAUCUCCGGGGCUUAUAGGGAUUGUCUUCGGUUUUGGAAUCUAGCCGAUAAAAAUUUGAAUGCACGACUUUUCCUUGUUCGAUCGACUGUUCGCAUAAAAAUUGGUCGAGAUAACAAGGAUUGCGUUCUAGUUUAGACAGCGGAUCUAUUCGUGUUGGUGUUGGUGGUGAUGCGAUCAUGGCGUUUCUACUGUUGUCAGCCUUUGCUGCUGGGGCGCUCGCCGUUGUCGCUAUGGAAGCAUUAGGACUGUGGAUUUUAAUUCUCCGUUUGAAUCGAAAAGUUGAGAGAGAAGAACUCGGAGACAAGGCUAAGGCUGCGGUGGCCGUCUCUUCUCCUGGCGAUCCCAAUCCUUCUUUAUAUGAUAAGCAGGGGCCUAUUUGGGUCCUAGAACCAGAUAAAAUCCCAAAAUCUGGCAUUGAGGACAAAUUGCCAACAGAGACAAGAAGACGAAAAGAUAUAUUGGAGGUUACACCUGUCCGGAAAUAUGCAAGAAUUAGAGACUGUUACCUUGUCUUGUUGGACUCAGAUUGUUCUGAUGUGAAUAUUUUACUGAAGGGCUGCACAGUUGUUGCUGUUUCUUCCACAAGAAUGCCAUCAAGGAAAUGGGCAAAGAGGUACCCAAUCAAAUUGGAGAACAAGGGUGCAGCCAUAUAUAAAGGGCAUAAAAUAAUUUAUGUCUAUCUCGACACAUCUUGGGAGAAAGAAUCCUGGUGCAAAGCCCUUCGUCUUGCUUCCUGUUGCGAUGAAGAAAAAAAUGUGUGGUUUUCCAAGUUAAGCAAACAGUUCCGUUGUUACUUGGCAUCUCUAAAUACUGGAUAUCCAUCAUUUUUUAAGCCCUUGCCUGGUUUCAGCCUCGGAUUGACUGACAAGUCUGUUAAGCUAGACAACUCUUCAUCGAAAGUUCGUCAGUUCUUGAAGAAACUUACAAAGAAAUCUUCAAAAGGUUGGCAUGACCAGGAAGAAAGAAAAAUAAGUGGAAAAUCCAGAUCAUUUCAAGACUUGAUUUUAGAAAAUGGCUCAACCAAAAUGGAAUCAAUGAGAAAACCCAUAUGCGUUGAUGAUCAUGGUGUGGCAACUACAAUGUCAACCACUUCUGAGCCUGGAACCAAAAGUCAUUUAUCUGGAAUAUCUGAUGGAGAUUCCAAUCACAAGUAUUGUGAUGAAGGAACGCUGUUUCUGAAUGUUUUCAUUUCCCGGUUGUUCUUCGAUGCCAAGAAUAAUGUUCAGAUUAGGAGCUCCUUACAAAACAGGAUCCAGAGAGCAUUAUCCAAUACGAGAAUCCCCAGUUACAUUGGUGAAGUCACUUGUACUUCUGUGGAUCUUGGUUCCCUGCCUCCCCGCAUCCUUGCAAUGAGGGUCCUACCCUCGGAUAUGAAUGAAUUGUGUGCCUUAGAAAUUGAUGUUGAGUAUUUAGGUGGUAUGCUUAUGGAAGUUGAAACAAGGCUUGAAAUACAAGAAUUAGAAUUUGAAGGGGAGGAAGCUCGCCUCAGUGUGAAUACUCCUGGUGUGGCGACCCCUGACCUUCUGGAAGGUUUUGAUGAUCUUGGGAAACAACUGAAGCUUUCUGAAGAGACAAUUAAUGAAAUAAAACAUAAAGCUGAAGGAUAUCAUGACACAGAUGAGUCAGAAAUACCUAAAAGCUCUCUGUAUUCAUCAUCCCAAGGAUCUCGGUGGAAAUCUAUAUUACAAUCUAUCACCAAACAGGUUUCACAGGUUCCUCUCUCAUUGAAAAUAAGGGUUUCUUCUCUCUGUGGAACACUGAGAUUGCGCAUAAAGCCUCCACCUUCAGAUCAAAUAUGGAUUGGUUUUACUUCUAUGCCUGAAAUUCAGUUCAACUUGGACUCUUUUAUUGGAGACUAUAAAAUCACAAAUGGGCAUGUCGCAGUGUUCAUGAUCAGUCGAUUCAAGGCUGCAAUCCGUGAAUCGUUAGUACUACCGCACAGCGAAUCUUUUGGGAUUCCAUGGAUGUCAGCAGAAAAAGAUGAUUGGGCACCAAAGAGUGUUGCUCCUUUCAUGUGGUGUAAAAAUAAUCACGAAUCUUCUAGUGACACAAAACAGGAGGCGCCUUGCUUCCGACAUGGGGAAGAAACACAAACUGUCGAAGAUAAUCGUGUAAAUCCCACCACCCCAGAAGUCAACCAUGAAAACCCAAGACAUGAUGCUGGUAUCCCUCAAGUAUCAUAUGGGUCUUUUGACCGCGUUUCCAUGGAUGAAUUGGCAGUGAAAAACAGCUCUUCUCAAGAACUCAGAGCCCCUCUGUUGAAAAAGGAUAAAAUGCAAGAGUCCAGCCCGAGGAGCGCAGAGGAAAGCCCAGAGGUUUUGAUGAAUUCUUUAGGACUGGUCUCUGUUGAGGGACAAAACCAGAAUGUAGAAGAUGAUGAUUCGAGACCACGCAGAAUAGGAACAAGAGAACGUAUGCGGGGGUUGGGGAAGAAAGUGGGAGAAAAGCUCGAGGUGAAGAGACGCCACUUCGAAGAGAAGGGAAGAAGUUUUGUUGAGAGGAUGAGAGCACCGUGAGAAUGUACUUAAAUAUUGAACGCGUUUGCUUGCAGAGUAUUAUUGUUGCCAGGCUGCUCUGUUGUAGUGGCCUAAUAUACCUUUGAAGUGUCUGAACUCGACACUCCCUUAUUUGUAUCAAGAAAUUUAUUCUGGACUGGCGGAGGAUGUCUAGCCUGCAUGAUGUUGGGAAUUCUUCAUGAGAUCCACAAGAUGCCCAUCUGUACAGAUUUAUAAGGUCUUCUUUAAGGUUGCGCGUUCCUGAUGUGGCUUUAGGUGCUUGUCACGGUACUGUAUAGAACAGAAAGGCAGGCAGUAAUUCAAGCACGAAAGUGUUAACUGGCAUUGCGGCCGAGAUUUCUUGAGGUUUAGUUGAAUGCUGCUGCAGGGUAUGGUGAAAACGGUGAGAUGUGGGAUGCACGAUGUAUGUCUUCUGGGUAAGGGUAGGGUAGGGUAGGGUAGGGUAUGUACAGAAAAAGUGAAUUUCUUUUCCCAUGUCUCUCUGUGGUGCGAACUGACCAUCAUUACCAUCGUAACCAGCGACACCAGUAAGGCUUGAUUGUAGGCUCUUGGUCCUCCCGGAGAUUCCUUCGUCCCAUGAUACAACAACAUAAAAUAGGCGUCAUUUCCGAGUGAAAAUUGUAGGGUCCAAUUGUUCGCCCUAAGAGCUAUCAUUCAUAUAAGCUAGAGAUUUGGAAACGCCUGCUGUUCUCCCACGCUGAUCAAGAAUCCUUCCAUAAUGCAUUGACAUUGGAUUUAUAUAUGUCGUUGAAGCUUUGUCUUGAUUCAUAUUUGUAUAUGUUAACUCAGCGCAUAUGAUCACACUAUUAACUAACACACGAAACAGACACAGAAGGAAGAAAGAAAUCAAAGAGCUCACUGUUCAUUAUAUAAGGGAGUUUAUUUGAUUGGCACAAGGAAGGAAGCAAGCAAGCAAAACAAGCAAACAGUCUUUAUUUAAUUACUACUUAUUGACAGCAGUGCGAAAGCAGCAGAGGGCAGACGAAGCAGCAGUUGGGCAGGUGGAUUGUCUAGUAAUCUUCAGCUGCCAGAGGCUGAUGGUGAUGAUGAGCGGUGUGAGCAUGGGGUGUCUCCGACUGUAUGACGCCGAACUCAUAGACCACAGCUGCCAAAGCUGCACCGACAAAGGGGCCCAGCCAGUAGAUCCAAUGGUCCCUCCACCUCCACCCCACCAGCGCCGGUCCAAAUGCCCGUGCAGGGUUCAUAGA